Myotis lucifugus (little brown bat) is the source of this 3468-nucleotide messenger RNA. RefSeq names its product Ras and Rab interactor 1 (gene RIN1). Gene Ontology annotation, biological process: signal transduction; vesicle-mediated transport. The transcript has 10 exons. Gene Ontology annotation, cellular component: cytosol; endocytic vesicle. Lineage: Eukaryota; Metazoa; Chordata; Mammalia; Chiroptera; Vespertilionidae. The record is from RefSeq and is a predicted model, not a curated record. Gene Ontology annotation, molecular function: guanyl-nucleotide exchange factor activity; small GTPase binding. Bases 809 to 3163 code for a protein of 784 amino acids.
ACUGCGGAAAAGGGGGACUGGGUGGGGGGCUGGGCCCUGGACUGCCUGGUGCUGGUGACAGAGUCUGAAGCAGCAUGUGGCCCAGGCGGAACACGUGGCCUCAGAUGGGGAAGGGGCUGAGUGCUCUGUGCUGGGAGGCUGGGUCAUGUCUGCACCUGCCCAUCGCCUGGCAGAUUGGCAAGGCCUGUGCGUGGGAGGCAGCCGGCAGCAGUGCCAUGUGCUGACGCCUCACAGCCAGACUCCCUGUUUAGUGCUGAUUAUUAGAACCACCCCCAGAACCUCAGUUAAGCAAAGGGGUUUGUUUCCAUGGAGACAGGCAUCCUUUCUCCAUGGCAACCUGAAAUCCCAAAACCCCAGUAAGGCUCAGGAAUGAGUCAUCUGUGACCAGUAGGAGGCGCUCUUUCACAAGGUUGACCCCAAGGUGGACAGUGGAGCAACUGAGCACAGACUUUAAAGGCGUCCCAAGGGCAGGAGGCUUGGGCCGAGAGGGAGGAGACAGGCCCUACUUAACCCCUCCUUUCCCACCCGUGGUCUGAGGCAGCUGCUUCGGGAAGCUCUGUACAGAGGCGGCAGCCCUGCAGCUGGGGCCCUCAGAGUGGCACUUCCAUGGGAAGGAUCCCUGUCCCCCAAGACUGGGCCCGGAACACAGGAAGUGGCGCUGCCCAGGCCGAGUGGACACCGAAGAGUUAACUGGCGGGCGUGACAGGGCGCACCGCCCUCAGGAAGUGUUACUCACCAGCGGGAAUGCUCCUGCCUUGGGGGCUGGACUGUCUUCCUGAGUCCCAGAAGUACCCAAGGAGCUCCCGCCAUGGACACCCCUGGGGAGCCAGGAGCAGGGCCUCUCGGAGCCCCCAGCCCUUCGAACGCCUCCGCGCCUGGGCACCUGGAGAGAGAAAAGCCAGCCCAGGACCCCAUGUACGACGUGCCCGAUGCCAGCGGGGGGCGGACAGGUGGGCCCCAGCGGCCAGGGCGCACUGUGAGCCUGCGGGAGCGCCUGUUGCUCACGCGGCCCGUGUGGCUGCAGCUGCGGGCCAACGCAGCCGCCGCGCUGCACGUGCUGAGGACCCAGCCCCCGGGGACAUUCCUGGUGCGGAAAUCCAACACUCGCCAGUGCCAAGCUCUGUGCGUCAGGCUGCCUGAGGCCAGUGGCCCUUCCUUCGUGUCCAGCCACUACAUCCAGGAGAGGCCUGCGGGCAUCUCGUUGGAGGGAUCUGAGCUCGUCUUCCCGGACCUCGUCCAGCUCAUCUGCGCCUACUGCCACGCCCGGGACAUCCUGCUGCUCCAGCUCCAGCUCCCUAGAGCCAUCCGACAGGCAGCCACCCACAAGGAGCUGGAAGCCAUCUCCCAUUUAGGCGUCGAGUUCUGGAGCUCCUCCCUCAACACCAAGGCUCAGCCAGGCCCCUCCGAAGGCCCGCUGCUGCCCCGGCUGAAGCCCCGGUCCCCACAAGAGCUGGACCAGGGCACCGGGGCCGCCCUGUGCUUCUUCAACCCCCUGUUCCCAGGGGAUCUGGGCCCCACCAAGCGGGAGAAAUUCAAGAGGAGUUUCAAAGUGCGGGUAUCCACAGAGACCUCCAGCCCCCUGUCUCCACCCGCUGUGCCACCUCCCCCGGUGCCAGUGCCGCCAGGGGCAGCCCCCAGCCAGACAGAAAGGAUGCCCCCUCGACAGCUGCUGAGGAGGGAGAGCUCAGCGGGGUACCGUGUGCCCGGGGGAGCCAGCCCCAGCCUCCCUCCCCUGCCCUCCCUCCAGGAGGUGGACUGUGGCUCCCCCAGCAGCUCCGAGGAGGAGGAGGGGAUGCAGGGGCAUCAGGGGAGUCCAGCAACCUCACCCCGCCUGAGUCUCAGGAACCGCAGGCGGCCUUUGCUUCGGUCCAUGAGCUCUGCCUUCUGCUCUCUGCUGGCACCCGAGCGGCAGGUGGACCGGGCGGCCUCGGCGCUGAUGCAGGACCGCCACACAGCUGUGGGCCAGCUGGUCCAGGACCUACUGACCCAGGUGCGGGCCGGCCCGGAGCCCCAGGAGCUGCAGGGCAUCCGUGAGGCGCUGAGCAGGGCCCAGGCCAUGCUGAGCGCCGAGCUGGGCCCUGAGAAGCUGCUGCCGCCUAAUAGACUGGAACGCGUCCUGGAGAAGUCCCUGCAUCGCUCGGUGCUCAAGCCUCUCCGGCCCAUCCUGGUGGCCCGACUGCGGCGCAGGCUUUCGGCCGAUGGCUCCCUGGGCCACCUGGCUGAAGGCUUCCGCCUGGCCCGGGCCCAGGGCCCUGCAGCCUUCGGGUCCCGCCUGAGCCUGCCCUCCCCGGUGGAGACGGAGCAGGUGCGCCAGAAGCUGCUGCAGUUACUCCGCACCUACUCACCCAACGCCCAGGUCAAGCGGCUCCUGCAGGCCUGCAAGCUGCUCUACACGGUCCUGAGGACCCACCUGGGAGAGGGCGCGGGGGCCGACGAGUUCCUCCCGCUGCUGAGCCUGGUCCUGGCCCAUUGCGACCUUCCUGAGCUGCUGCUGGAGGCCGAGUACAUGUCAGAGCUGCUGGAGCCCACCCUGCUCACCGGCGAGGGCGGCUACUACCUGACCAGCCUCUCCGCCAGCCUGGCCCUGCUGAGCGGCCUGGGCCAGGCCCACAAGCUGCCCCUGAGCCCCUCACAGGAACUGCAGCGCUCCCUCAGCCUCUGGGAGCAGCGCCGCCUGCCCGCCACCCACAGCUUCCAGCAUCUCCUCCGAGUAGCCUACCAGGACCCCAGCAGUGGCUGUACCUCCAAGACCCUGGCCGUGCCCCCAGGGGCCUCGAUUGCCACCCUGAACCAGCUCUGUGCCACCAAGUUCCGAGUGACCCAGCCUGACGCUUUCGGCCUCUUCCUGUACAAGGAGCAGGACUAUCACCGCCUGCCCCCCGGAGCCCUGGCCCACAGGCUGCCCACAACUGGCUACCUCGUCUACCGCCGCCAGGCAGAGCGGCCCGAGACACUGGGGGCCUCACUUGGGGGUGCCACGGAGGAGGGCAGCGGGGAGCCAGAGGCAGGAGGCAGGGAGGAGAAAGGGGGCAGGGAGAUGGGGAUAUCGAAGUCAAAGCCAGUCCCUGUGACAACUGCUAAGCAGGAGGAGAGCCAGGUCAGGGGAGGCCCUGCUCAGCCAAGUGCACUGGAGGCUGAGGGGGGCCAGGCAGCAGAGGAGUAGCUGGGAGUGGCCCGAGGGGCAUUUGGGGCCGAAAACUCUGAGCCUGCUGGGAAGGCCUUUCAGAGCCCUCACGCUCCCCCUGAGCCCUCACAGGAGCUGCAGCCUCCCUCAGCCUCUGGGAACAGCACAGCCUGCCACGCCUCUGAUAAUCAUCUCUGACCAUACCCGCUGGGGGAGUGCCUGGACUGGCUACAUCUGUGCCUCUGAUAAUCAUCUCUGACCAUACCUGCUGGGGGGGUGCCUGGACUGGCUACAUCUGCGGCAUUGGAGUAAAGUUGAGGGGCAUGGGGGACCCCAGACCAAGG